GCUUAAUUAGUUUGGGAGAAGAAAUGGCUUCCCCAGUUUCAGUUUCGGUACUCUGAGAAAGGGAUUUAUCGGCCGAUAUCUCAUACCUCAGCCCAGUUGUGUUUCAAAGUUUGAAGUUAUGAACUCUGUGAGUCUGCAGCUAGUCCACUGCUUACUUGUGAUUCUUCUGUUUACAUUGUCAUCUGGGCCACAAACAAUUACAGGGCAAGGGUUCUCAAUCAGGGAAGCCACCAUAGAUGAUCUCCAACUUGCUUUCAAGCACAACCAGCUCACCUCAAGGCAACUUGUCCAAUUUUACCUUGGAGAAAUCACCAGACUCAACCCUUUCCUCAAGGGGGUCAUAGAAGUGAACCCGGAUGCGCUUGACCUUGCCGAAAAGGCUGACUACGAGCGCAAGACCAAGCCACCAUCUGUGCCACUCUCUAAGUUGCAUGGCAUUCCCAUUCUGGUCAAGGACAACACUGCAACCAAGGACAAGUUGAACACCACAGCUGGCUCUUAUGCUCUGCUUGGCUCUGUUGUGCCCCGGGACGCCGGCGUGGUGACCAAGUUGAGGGAGGCUGGGGCCAUCAUACUGGGAAAGGCCAGCUUGAGUGAGUGGUCCAAUUGGAGGUCCAAUAGUGCACCUUCCGGUUGGAAUGCCAGAGGUGGCCAAGGAGUGAACCCGUACAAUUUUGAGGAGACGCCUGGCGGCUCAAGCAGCGGGUCAGCAAUAUCAGUGGCAGCAAGUCUGGUAGCAGUGGCACUGGGGACUGAGACAGAUGGAUCAAUUUUAAGUCCAUGCAGUUAUAACUCAGUAGUUGGCAUCAAACCAACAGUUGGUCUUACUAGUCGAGCAGGAGUUGUCCCGAUCUCCCCGAGACAGGACACAGUUGGGCCCAUCUGUAGGACAGUAUCAGAUGCUGCUUAUGUUCUUGACGUCAUUGCAGGCGCUGACAACAUUGAUAUUGCAACAAUUGAGACAUCGAAGUACAUUCCUGAGGGUGGCUAUGCACAAUUUCUCAAAUGCGAUGGACUUGGAGGAAAGAGAUUAGGGAUAUUGAGAGCCUUCUAUGACUUGGAGGAUGACCCUUUCUUGACUCAAAUUUUUGAAAAACAUCUCAACACACUGAGGAAUGGAGGUGCUAUUUUGGUAGACCAUUUGGAAAUAGCCAAUUUGGACAAAAUCGUGUUCGAUAUUGUAAGUGAUGAACAGACUGCAUUGUCUGCUGAGUUCAAAAUAUCCUUAAACACAUACCUUAAGGAUUUGGUGGCUUCCCCAGUGCGAUCCUUGGCAGAUGUGAUAGCCUACAACAAUAAAAACUCGAAAUUGGAAAAGAUCAAUGAAUAUGGACAAGAUCUCUUAGAAGAGUCUGAGAAGACUAAUGGAAUAGGACCAAAAGAGCUGGAAGUGUUGUCAAAUUUAGAAAGACUGUCUAGAGAUGGAUUUGAGAAGCUAAUGACAGAUAAGAGCCUAGAUGCCUUGGUGACUUAUUCUAGCACUGCUUCUUCUAUCCUUGCAAUUGGUGGGUUUCCGGGCAUUAUUGUGCCGGCAGGAUUCCAUGACACUGAAAAAUACCCUUUUGGAAUCUGCUUUGGGGGGCUAAAGGGUUCAGAGCCAAAGCUGAUUGAGAUUGCAUACGCGUUUGAGCAAGCAACUAAGAUCAGGAAGCCUCCACCUGUUGGUUCUUAAGACCAACUUAUCUCUAGCACAGCCACUCUCACUCCUGAAGUUUAGUCCUCAAUCCCCACCAUAGCUCCAGCCACUGAAAGACCCAGCCUAGCCGCUCAAGAGCACCUCCAAGGAAAUCACUAGCAUUUCCAUUGAGUUAAAAGAGUAAAGUUCAGUUAUGCUGCUAAUGGCCCAUGAUGGGCUGCAUCUCAAGUCAAUUGACAUUGCGGUAGUAUUUCAAACAAAACAAAAUCAUACUGCUCAUGAAUAAUCUGUGUGCCAUUUGUUUUGAUGUGGGCUAAAUGUCCAAGGUUAUGUAAUAAGUCACUAAUUCCACCUACUUACUAUGGCUGAUGUAUUAUAACCCUGAUAAGCAUCUUCCCAAAUCCAAAUAGACGAGACAAGAUCGAUUAAA
Messenger RNA from Prunus dulcis (almond), 2066 nucleotides. RefSeq names its product probable amidase At4g34880. The transcript has 5 exons. NCBI's taxonomy places the organism in Eukaryota, Viridiplantae, Streptophyta, Magnoliopsida, Rosales, Rosaceae. Bases 119 to 1672 code for a protein of 517 amino acids. The record is from RefSeq and is a predicted model, not a curated record.